AUUGAAGAGAGCACAGACAUCAUGUGUUUCCUUGUUGAGUCAUUAGGCCUUGAAUUUCACAAAUGAUGCCAGGAUUGCAGUUCUCUCCCAAAUUCGAGAGAUAAUUUGAGUCCUGAGGAAAUGAAAUGCAAACUUUAACCGUUAAGUAUAUUGUUUGAGUAAAAAAUAAUCAUUUGAGAAUGAGAAGUGCAAGUUGCUACUCUGCAUGUCUAUAUUUGCUAUUCUGACUGUUGAAUGUUCAUUUUGCAGUUAUCUUAACACAAGAUAUUUAUUGUAACAGUAACAUAAUGAAGCCAAAAAUGGUGUUCAGGUGUUGUGAACAGAAAAUUUUACAGCUGGUAUUUUUUAGCAAUGUGAUCUUGUUAAAUGCUAUUCAAUUAACUGUGCUGUAUCUACUUACCAAUAUUUGGUGCAAGGCACAGCUGCGUGUGCAGUUGAACGAAAAAUUGGCAUCACAAAAUUAGUCCCAACACACUGGUGGUUGGUGCAGAACUGUAGACUCAAGACGUUGACAUCCAAAACAGUGUCAAGUUUUUUGUGGCUGUUAUGUAAUCCACUAUGCUCAGGUGUCACGUAUAUACACUUCCACAUAAAUACGGCCUUUUGAAGACAUUGCCAUCAACAUUAAAGGUUUGGUGAAUUGUUCUAGGAUGGAGGUCCUACUGUUUAUCCUGUGAUGUGAUUUUUAGUGAUGCUAGUUCCAUAUUAUGAAAAGAGUGCCCAAGUGCUGCAAAAAUGUUUUGUGAAAUAUGUUUUUGUUAGUCCAAAUGAAGUUAAUAUUGUGUAUUUGAAAGCUUUCAUUAUGUGCAAAAGAGACCUAGUCACUGAGCAAAUAUGUUCUCCUGGUGAGAGUGCAUUGUCGUAUAUUCCAUUGAUACAUGAAUUUACUGAUGAAGACUGGUGAUUAGAGAGCACAAAGUAUCUGUUAUAGAAGCAUUCUAUGAACUCGUACUGGUCUAAGUUGAUCAUUUCACUCUUUCAGAGGUUGUGCUGAAUACUCGGUGAAUUGUACUCAGUUAUUUGCAAAGUUAAGUUGAACCAUUUAUUCUCUCUAAAAUAAUUUUAUUUUAUUUAGUGAAAUUUCAGUAAAAAGUUUGUAAAAUAAUUGAUUCUAAAAUGUAUAUUCUUAUAGAGUAUCAAAUUGCAAAACACCACUUUGAAUUCAGCACUUCUGUUUGAGAAAUUGCUUAUUAUUCUGCGCUGUAUGAGCCAUUUUUAACAAUAAAAUUGUGUUCUCUUGACUAGUCUUCACAAAUCUCUCAGAAUAAACUGGAUGUCGUGUAUGUUGUAUUUUUGUAUAUAUCCAUUUUGAUUUGGUCUGCAUUUUAAUUGUCUUACACUCAUAAAAUGUUUCUGCUAAAAUUUACAAAGUGGUACUAUAAUAAUUGUGUUCAUUUGUUGUGUGUCAAGUUUUAUUUGUCUGUUUUAAAUCAUGACAUCGCUGUUGUGUACAAAGAACAUUUUAAUAUUUUCAGUGGAAUAUGUAGUUAAAUGAAAUAUAGCUGGUGUUUGCCAGGAUCUUUCUAUAUUGUAAAAAAUUUGCUUCCAUGGCUGCUUUCCAUGUUUUGAAUGUUCUUGAUUUUGUAAUUGACCUGAUUUCAUUUUAAUUAUGAGGAGGAAUGAACAUUCCUAAUUUUUAGUUUUCAAAAGAAUACAUAAAAUAUUUUAAAUAUGAAAUAAACAUUUAAUUAAAUGUUGUUAUAGAAUAAAUCCUUGGAAGUCUACAUAGCCGAAAAAUAACUAACCAUUAUUGAAAUUAGUUGUUCUUUCAUAGGUUGUUUUUAUUUUUUUUUAUUUGUUUUUUUUAUAAUGAAAGGUUGUAAGAUUUUGGUAUGAAAUGAGGACACUUUGCUUGUUUAAUGGUUUGACAGUUAUGAUUGUAUGGGAAUUGAAUUUGGCUGCACUUUCUGUCCAUUUUUUGAACGUACCAAGCGUUCUUUAUUUUAUGUCCAUGUGUUUGGAAAUGUGAGAAUAUCUUCCUUGUAUGUGUUUGUGGUUUCAAUAGUCAUUUGCCAUUGUAAUGAAUGAAUGUAGAGAUUCAUUGUGACUUUGUCUAAAUGUAUCAACCAUUUUGCCUUUUUUGAAGUGCAUGGCCAGAGUUGGGGAAAAUACUUCGAAAAAGUAUUUUAAUUGCAAAAUACUUCCAUGAUAGUAUUUUAGAUACAAAAUAGUAUUUUAAAAAUACUAAAUACUACCAACAAUGGUCCAAGUGUCUUUUUUUUUCUCAAAUUCUGGUUGUGAUUUACAAUGGAUACAUUUAGUUUCAUAGGGGAUUAAAUGCCAAAAUCAUAUUUUUCUCAAUCUUAAUUUUAAAUCUCAUCAACACUUCAUUUUUAUAUUGCAUUUAAUUUACUACAGUGCCAUUUGUAUGAGAAUAUUAUUUCACCAGUCCAAUCAAAAGAUAUUGGACCGAAUCUCCUGGCAAAUCUAUGCUGGUUCCGAAGUCUGCAAAUAUAAUUGGGCAUUAAGAUAGGCAUCUUAUUUUACUGUUAUGUCAACAUUUGUGUUUCUUAAUGUAAAAAGGCUAUGUAAAUUUUACUAUCUAGGCUUAAUCUCCAAAUAAAAAUGGCACCUUCAUUUUUGAAUGAUAUGUUUAGGAAAAAUCCUUAUGUACACAUAAGCUUCCGCGGCUCAAAUUUAUGACUUCGUGGCUGUCCGAGUGACGCCGUCUCUCAGUCAACGAUGCAGUGUCACCCAGACAGCCAAGAAGUCAGGAAAAACUUCGUUUUAUAUUCGGGUAAGUACUGUAUACCUGAGACAUAUUUGUUCAACAACAGAAAAUAAAUUUAAGACACUUAAGUUCUUUGAAUUGUCAUGGAAAAACUACAAAAUUUCCAGAUUUGUUGAGUUUUCUUAAAUAAUUUUGCUUGUUGAACAUUUUUUUAUAUUAAAAAAUGAACAUUAAUUAUUUGUUGUCAUCUUCAACUCUUGUGUUGUUGGCAGUAUAAUUACUUUGGAGUGAUCACAAGAUUUUGAAUUUUAAAAUUUAGAUUUUUUUUUUUUAUAAAUAUCAUUGACUUUAUGGUAGCUAUCUCAUUUUAAGCAUGAAAUCUAAAUGUGGCUGUUAUUGCCUCACUUAUGACAGAACUAACAAUAAAAUAAUUCUAUGUAAUAAAAUUUUGUUUUAUGAAUUUCAAUUGAAGUAGUUGAUGGCAGAAAAUUUAGUUUUGUGUUAUGAAAAUUCAAAAUUAUGUCAGAAAGUGUUUUUGGUACAAAUACAAAAUACAUGUUUUAAAAUGUACUUUCAAUAGAAAUUAUAAAAGUAUUGAACAUACUUAUUUUAAAUGCAAGUAUUUUUGAUACUGCCCAACUCUGGAUAUGUCAUAUACAAAGUGAAUGUUAUCUAUUCUAUAACAGCAAUAGCAACAAACUUUUCUUAUGGUUUGAGGUGGUGUGGAAAAUGUGAAAUUUUAGACAUGUUUAAAAGACAGUAUUUUAGGACUUAAGCAAUGGUUGAGCCAGAGGGCAGAAUUGUUAAUUUGCAGCAGUCAAAACUAAUUAAUGUAGUGUCUUGCUUGUAUUGAGAUACAGCUGUGAAUUUUCUUCUGGGUAGUUUUAUGGGUAAUUCCAGAACAUCUAUGUGUGAUUCCCUUGUUACUUCUUCACAAAGUAACAGCAUACUCGGCAACAAAUUUUUAAACUAUGGUAUCCCAAACCUCUUAGCAAGUUUGACACAGUUUGGAGAGAACUGCACACCUAGUAAUAAAUAUGUAGCAUGAAAGAAAUAUCACUUUCAGGGUGCUCAACUUUUAUAUAGUACUGUAAUUAUAAUACACUAUAAUAGUUCAGUGUAUCUAUGUAAGGUAGUGAAUUCUUUCCUUUCAAUUAUUUCUUUAAUCUUUUGUUUCUAUUCAAUAAUGGUUUGUUUUCUGGCUUGUACGAUUUCCUUUUGAGAAACCAUUCCUGGGUUGUAUUGCGACAUUUCUUGAACAUUCAUAGGAAGUACAUUUUUCUUAUUGGCAGUGUUUCUUAAAGUGUUCAACAAUCCAGAAACCUUUUGCUUUUAUGCAAAUCAUUUCAAAGUUUUCAUAAUAUCUACAUUUAUGUAGAGAAAAUGUUAUCCUCUUUUUACUAUUGAAAUACUUCCAAUAAAGUAUGAUCAAUUGUUUUGGGAGUUUUACUUCUUAUGUAAUCUGUAUUGGUCUAAAAAUCUGAAAUGCAAUUAUUUUUCAAAGUGACUGUUGUAGUGAACGUCAUUUUAUUAAACUGGUAGACUUUAUUUAAUUUGUAUACAUUUCACAGGUAUUUUGCUUUAAUAGUUCAUUGGUUUCAAACAUUUUAUUUCUACGUUGUUUUUCUUGGGCUAGGAUACUAGGGGACUUUUGGGUCUUAAUUUGAUCCACAUGCUAUUAGUAGUGUUGAAGCACAGUGGUUUCAUCUUGAUAGAACAUGUAUCGUGUUGAUAGAACAUGUAUCAUUACAGAGUUCUCAGCUUCUGUGAAUUUGAAACUUGAUUGGAGGAUUGGUUCCCAAAUGCUUCUGGUUUGUGUAAGACUAAUUGGAAUGAAUUUUAUCUUUCCUUCAGCUCUCAAGGGCAGCCAGAUGUGAUCCAAGUGAGCAUUAUGUUCGAGACAUGAUUACAAAGUCAAAGAGUUUUGUAUAAAUUUCAUGCAUGGCUGAGUGGCAUGCAGUCUUUGAGGAUUAUGUAUGUUAAGUUUUUAUAUGUAUUAUGUGAGAUUAUUCUCUACAAACUCAGGGCUCUUGGCAUUGAAAUGCAUAGCCAGUAGACUGUGACCUGUACACCAUUUGUUUAUGGCGCAAUUUUAUUAAUUUAAUACGUAACGAAAUUUGAAAUUCAGCCAUGAUUAAUUUCUGUAUGAUUUUUUUUGUAUUGUUUAAUAAAAUUUUUUUGAAUGAUGUGAGAGAAAAGUAUUCUUGAGAAGCGGAUUUUGAAAUCUGUAACAAUGAAUAAAAAUGUUAUUUCAAUUACAAAA
Molecule: messenger RNA, 4934 nt
Organism: Gryllus bimaculatus (two-spotted cricket)
Lineage: Eukaryota; Metazoa; Arthropoda; Insecta; Orthoptera; Gryllidae
Source: the annotation of a GenBank genome assembly